GUCAAUUCGAAGUUGCACCUGCUGAGCAAAAAAAAAAAAAAAGAGUGUGAAACCAGAAUGUUUACACCAAGCUGGCCUUGUGAUAACGGAGAAAGCUAAAACAUUUAAAUCAGAGACAAAGCAGUUAGACGGACCACUUCAAAUGCAGCGCUCGUCUCUAGUGUUGCGGACUGAUGUUUUAUUGCACAAAUGGAGCAGAAAGUUGUUCUCAUUACUGGAUGCUCUUCAGGGAUUGGGCUCAGUCUUGCUGUGCAUCUCGCAUCAAAUCCGUCAAAAGUCUACAAAGUUUACGCUACCAUGCGGAACCUGGACAAGAAGCAACGGCUGUUGGAGAGUGUGAGAGGACUGCAUAAAGACACUAUGGCCAUACUACAGAUGGAUGUGACAGAUCAGCAGUCUAUACUUGAUGCCAAAAGAAAUGUUACAGAGGGCAGAAUUGACAUACUGGUUUGUAAUGCAGGUGUAGGUCUGAUGGGCCCUCUGGAAGCUCACUCGCUGGACACUAUACGUGGAAUCCUGGACGUCAAUCUGCUGGGCACACUUCGCACCAUUCAGACCUUCCUACCGGACAUGAAGAGAAAGAGACAUGGACGAAUCCUUGUGACAGGCAGCAUGGGAGGACUACAGGGUUUACCAUUCAAUGAGGUCUACUGCGCUAGCAAAUUUGCAGUAGAGGGCGCUUGUGAGAGCCUGGCUAUUCUACUCCAGCACUUCAAUAUUCAUGUGAGCCUGAUUGAAUGUGGACCAGUCAACACAGACUUCCUGAUGAACCUGAAGAGGACUGAGGCCAGCGAUGAGGCGCUGGAGGUUGACGCACACACACGCAGCCUGUAUGAUCAGUACCUGCAGCACUGCCAGUCUGUGUUCCAGAAUGAGGCUCAGGAUACUGAUGACAUCAUACAGGUAUAUCUGGAGGCAAUUGAAGCACCGACUCCAUUCCUCAGAUAUUACACUAACAGAGCCCUACUACCCAUGAGCAGCCUGAAACUCACCUCCAUGGAUGGCUCUCAGUACAUCCGGGCAAUGAGCAAACUCAUCUUCUCUGCACCCGACACAGAUCCAAAGAUAUGAUGCUAA
Messenger RNA from Rhinichthys klamathensis goyatoka, 1077 nucleotides. It is a transcript of the gene hsd17b1, whose product is annotated as hydroxysteroid (17-beta) dehydrogenase 1. The record is from RefSeq and is a predicted model, not a curated record. NCBI's taxonomy places the organism in Eukaryota, Metazoa, Chordata, Actinopteri, Cypriniformes, Leuciscidae. Gene Ontology annotation, biological process: estrogen biosynthetic process. The transcript has 6 exons. Gene Ontology annotation, cellular component: cytoplasm. Gene Ontology annotation, molecular function: estradiol 17-beta-dehydrogenase [NAD(P)+] activity. Bases 190 to 1071 code for a protein of 293 amino acids.